Diabrotica balteata is the source of this 333-nucleotide messenger RNA. Lineage: Eukaryota; Metazoa; Arthropoda; Insecta; Coleoptera; Chrysomelidae. The record is from the annotation of a GenBank genome assembly.
AUGGCACUAGCAGAAGAACCUGCAACACAGGAAAAACUCUACGAAGAAAUGGUGUCAGUACUAGGCGAACCACAGUCCCCUACAUUUCAGGUUCUAAAAUAUAUGCCCCUCCUUGACAGAUGUGUUAAAGAAAGUUUGCGACUCUAUCCAAGUGUGACGUUGAUGGGAAGAGUAGCAGUUGAAGAAAUACACACAAAAACAGGUUACAUAAUUCCAAAGGGCUAUUUUAUUCAUACAAUGAUACACGAUUUACACAGAAGACCCGAACUUUACGAAGAUCCCGACAAGUUUAAUCCAGAUAGGAUUCUUUAUGAGAAUUAUAAGUUGUUAUAA